GCUUUAAAUAGUGAGAAGUGACAUCCGGAGUGAAGAACCUUUGUAUUGUUUGACCAAUUUGAUCACAAAACAACUUGGAUUUGACUUAUUUUUGCGAUAUAUAUAAAGACGCGACUAUAACAAAACAGUACUAGCUGAUAUAUAUGUGUAGACAGCUGUUUAAUUUUUAGAAUCUAACCAUGUUUGGAUUGUGCUUUCUUACAGUUUUAUUAUUUUAUCUGGACAUAAAUACUAUCGUAGCAGAUGAGUUCGAAAAACCCGAGGUAUUCCCUCGGUCCCAGAAAGUUGUUGAAAACAGCCCCGUCGUUUUCACAUGCGUGAGUAAUAAUCCAGAGGCUGAAAUUUUCUGGUACAAAGGAAAUCGCCCGGUUGACGAAGAAGCAGAUCAGGUCUCUAUCAGGCGGAUGACUGCCACGAGUGUACUGAGGAUCAAUGAGGCACACAUCAAGAAACAUAAAAAGACUUACAGCUGUCAUGUCAAGCACGGACACGGUCAAAGCACGGUUGUUACGUCAGACGUGACUCUAAAGGUGCUGUCCAGAAAACGCCUGCACAAAAAUUUUCCACAUAUCGCCCCAGUAAGGACUGGUGAUGAUUAUAUCUUGCCGUCCCCGGACCCAGGCUCCUUACACAUGAAAUGUGAAAGCUUGGCAACAAAGAAGAGCAAGCCGUCGUGGAGAUGGAUCAAAGAUGACUUUAUUGACCUCAGUCUGGAUAAUCAUGACGACAGUGAAGACGAUGAGGACAGAAUAGAAGUGACAGAUGAAGGGGACCUGAUCAUAAGCAAGGCGACCGUCCGUGAUAGUGGAAGAUAUAUGUGCGUAGCGACAAAUAAUCGAGGUUCGGCGUAUGGUAUGCCAGUCAAAGUGACUGUACAAGAAGGUCCUCCAGUUCCAGUAUCUGAUGGAUGUUUUGAUGAUAUGGGAGUACGUUCUGCCUUUGGGGAGACUUAUAACCGUGAAGGAGACCCGUGCACGACUUGCACGUGCAUUGAAGGUGCCGGUCUGAGUUGUAAAUCUGUAUCAUGUUUCCCAAUGCCGUGUCCUCCAGGACAGCGACAUGAGAUGUCUUCUGAGAAAUGUUGUGAACAUAAAUGCGUACCGAUUUCAGAAGAGAGCACUGAUGUCGCUAUGUGUACUGACCGAGAUGGACGCCAGGUGGCAUCUGGAGAAAGGUUCAUGCCCGAGGAAGAUCCAUGCUUGCAGUGCGAGUGUCACAAUGGCAGACGGGGACGAUGCAUGAUGGUCGCAUGUCAGACACCCACGUGUAAUAAUUACACGUCAUCACGUGAUGUGUGCUGUAGUUACACGUGCUUAAGCACUCCUCCUCCCGUGCCAUCAAGGAUUGAAGUGUCGUGCAAAGAUCACCUAGGACGCGCGGUGUCUGACGGGGAUAUGUACCAGCCUGAAGCGGACCCAUGUGUUACAUGCGAAUGUGUUAAAGGGCUACAGGGGAUAUGUACAACUGUUGUAUGUGAUGAACCAGCUUGCAAAAACUACAGACUUAUACCUGGUACCUGUUGUGGAUUUGAAUGUCUAGACGAAGAGACUGAGUCUGUGGAAAUAGAUCUGGAUGGUGGAUGCCGUGCACAUGAUGGUUCUUACGCUGGUAAUGGGGAUUCAUACCAUCCAAGAGCUGACCCGUGCGUCACGUGCAUGUGUGAACGUGGACACCCUGUAUUAUGUAGGAGUAUAGCAUGUUUUCCUCCUCCUAUGAGAUGCUCGGACCCGAUACCAGUACCCGGUGUAUGUUGCCAGUUUACAUGUGAACCACCCGAGCCGGCUUUACCUAUUUUGGACAACGUCGAAAAAGUGCUAGGCCGUAUCUUCAUUCAACAGAUUGGUUCAAACAAGGCUUUUGUACAGUGGAAGAUACCAGAGAAAUUUUCUGAAAUGCCGUCAAAUUUGACAGUUUUCUGUUUUAAAAAUGCGUCUGAUAUGGGAAACGCGGAUGUCAUCCGUAUUGGUGACCGUCCAUAUGCAAUCUUGCGUGAUCUUGACCCCAACUUUGAAUACCACAUAAUGGUGAAUGGAACGCUGGGAAAAGGAAGAGCUCUUAUGUCAUCUCGGCCUGUUAGAUUCUCUCUGGAUGGCAGAGGACGCUCAUCUUUUGUGCUGAGUGACGCUAUUGGUCAAGUAUUUGAAUCCCGUGGUUCAAUCCCUUACGAAGGAUACAGCUUGCCGCGGAAAUUCGAUCCUGUUGUCCGCACUGAUGAUGUCAAGGUGAUACUUAACACGGAAAGUUUCCACAGAGUAGAGGUGUCAACAUAUAACGAAGCACCUUGCAUGGAUCAAGAUUGUGGUUUACUGCGAUUUUAUUUAUACACAAUGGAAGGAGAAUCCAAGAAUGUCUUGUCACUGAUGUUUACAAACAAACAGGAUUUCUCCUGGGCAAAAGCUCACCUGUGAAUAAAGCCAUUCCAGGACUCUCUUGUACAGACUAUGGAGAAGCAGAACUAUUGUGAAAGACUACUGAAAAUAGCUGAGGAGAGAAAUAAAUUACAUUUCAAAUUGUGUACAGAUAAUAGAAUUUUCAAAACAAAAACUAAUCAGUUUCACGAAUCACUUGGAUAUUAUAAUAAAAUAUUCACUUAG
Messenger RNA from Mercenaria mercenaria, 2594 nucleotides. RefSeq lists its product as uncharacterized. The coding region runs from base 180 to 2408 and encodes 742 amino acids. The transcript is spliced from 13 exons. NCBI's taxonomy places the organism in Eukaryota, Metazoa, Mollusca, Bivalvia, Venerida, Veneridae. Gene Ontology annotation, molecular function: protein binding. Gene Ontology annotation, cellular component: membrane. The record is from RefSeq and is a predicted model, not a curated record.